This is a messenger RNA of Polyodon spathula (Mississippi paddlefish), 839 nucleotides long. It is a transcript of the gene psmb3, whose product is annotated as proteasome 20S subunit beta 3. Bases 136 to 753 code for a protein of 205 amino acids. The transcript has 6 exons. Gene Ontology annotation, biological process: proteasome-mediated ubiquitin-dependent protein catabolic process. Gene Ontology annotation, cellular component: proteasome core complex, beta-subunit complex; proteasome core complex. NCBI's taxonomy places the organism in Eukaryota, Metazoa, Chordata, Actinopteri, Acipenseriformes, Polyodontidae. The record is from RefSeq and is a predicted model, not a curated record.
GGAGGCUGUGGGGCGGAGCGGCGCAGUGCGUCGCUGUGCUGGGGUGUGAAUUCUACCUGCCUGUAUAUAUAAAUAUAGACAUUCCUCAAAGUUUAAUAUUUACCGCUUAGAAAUCCAGCCCAGAAACCGGCCACCAUGUCGAUUAUGUCCUAUAACGGUGGGGCUGUGAUGGCUAUGAGGGGUAAGAACUGUGUUGCCAUCGCUGCGGACAGAAGGUUCGGAAUACAGGCCCAGAUGGUGACGACUGACUUUCAGAAGAUUUUCCCCAUGGGGGAUCGCUUAUUCAUUGGCCUGGCUGGGCUGGCAACAGACGUACAGACCGUAUCACAGCGCCUUAAAUUCAGACUGAACCUAUAUGAGCUGAAGGAGGGAAGACGGAUCAAACCCAAAACCUUCAUGAGCAUGGUGUCCAACAUGCUGUACGAGAGGAGAUUCGGCCCCUAUUACAUCGAGCCUGUGAUCGCUGGCUUGGACCCCAAAACCUUCGAGCCUUUCAUCUGCUCGCUGGAUCUCAUUGGCUGCCCCAUGGUCACAGAGGACUUUGUUGUCAGCGGCACAUGCUCAGAACAAAUGUACGGCAUGUGUGAGUCCCUGUGGGAGCCAGACAUGGAGCCAGAUGACCUGUUUGAAACCAUUUCUCAGGCAAUGCUGAACGCAGUAGACAGAGACGCAGUGACCGGGAUGGGAGUGGUAGUGCAUGUUGUCGAGAAGGACAAGAUUACCACCAGAACACUCAAAGCUCGUAUGGAUUAAAAGCAGCUCUACACCUUGUGUUCAUUUUCAGCUCAUUCAGUAAUAACUUGUGCAUUUACAAAAAAUAAAACAAAUGUUUGCUCAUA